Molecule: messenger RNA, 2829 nt
Organism: Labrus mixtus (cuckoo wrasse)
Lineage: Eukaryota; Metazoa; Chordata; Actinopteri; Labriformes; Labridae
Product: sphingosine-1-phosphate phosphatase 1-like
Exons: 3
Coding region: 143-1459 (438 amino acids)
Biological process (GO): sphingosine metabolic process; phospholipid dephosphorylation
Cellular component (GO): endoplasmic reticulum membrane
Molecular function (GO): sphingosine-1-phosphate phosphatase activity
Source: RefSeq, a predicted model, not a curated record
ACGUAUAGUUUUUAUCCCGUUAGAGGAAAUGCGAAAGCUGCAGAGCUGCACGGAUCUCUGAGCUCAGUCGAUGGACAUGAACUCCGUUUUUACGACAGAAAAGUGUUGUGUAUUUCAGCUGUCUUAACUUUUAUUUCGAGUAAUGGCGAACGACUUUGUUAAGACUUUUGUCCGGGUGUGUAGAAACCUCCAAGACCCCUGUCAUGUUGCGAGGUUUCAGCAGCUGUGCGGCGUUAAAGGGACGUUUCCCAAUAAACCCACCAAGCCGGGCGGCGGACAGUCGGAGCAGGACUUUCCCGAGCUGAGGAAGAGGGUCCAAAGCUCCUCGGAGGGAAGUGUGGGGAAUGGAGCAGCUGGGGACGCGACCUCAGCUCAGGUUAACGGGAUGCAGGGUGACAACACAGCGAGGCCCGACGAGGCUGCUCUCGACUCGGACACCGCCAGAGCAAAACCCCUCCGGAAAAACUCCCUGACCGGAGAUAUGGGUCAAGAGUUCCUCAUCCACAACAAGUUUCUGUUCUACCUGUUCACGUUCGGCACAGAGCUGGGCAACGAGAUGUUCUUCAUCGUCUUCUUCCCCUUUCUCUUCUGGAACAUCGACGCCCUGGUCAGCCGGAGACUGAUCGUGGUGUGGGCCUGGAACCUGUUCGUGGGACAGUCCACCAAGGACAUGAUCCGCUGGUCCCGGCCAGCCUCCCCUCCUGUGGUGAAGGUGGAGGUCUUCUACAACUCGGAGUACAGCAUGCCGUCCACACACGCCAUGACAGGGACAGCCAUACCCUUCUGUCUCUUCAUGCUGACAUAUGGACGAUGGCAGUACCCCUUCCUCUUCGGUUUAUCGGUGGCUCUCAGCUGGAGCGUUCUGGUCUGUGUAAGCAGAGUCUACAUGGGGAUGCAUUCCAUUCUGGAGGUAAUUACUGGCUUCCUCUACAGCCUUCUUAUUCUAGCCUUCUUCCAGCCAAUUUUGGAAAAGAUCGACAACUUCUACAUGACGGACCACUAUGCUCCACUGGUGAUCAUCGUUUCACAUGUGAGUCUGGGACUCGUGGCUUUCUCUCUGGAUUCGUGGAGCACCUCCCGAGGCGACACAGCUCAGGCUCUGGGCACCGGGGCAGGAGCUGCUUUGGCCUCCUAUGUGAACCACCAAUUGGGGCUGCUGCUGGAUCCACCACUGUCGGCCCUUCCUCUUACUCUACCGCCACUCAGCAUCAGCAUGGUGCUUCUCUCCCUGCUGCGCUUUGCCAUCGGGGUCGCUGUAAUCCUUGUUACCAGAAUGAUUAUGAAAGCGGUGACUAUUCCGUUCCUAUGCCAACUGUUCGGGCUGUCGUCAGAUGAUGUAAGACAAGUGAGGCAGCACAUGAAAGUAGAGUUGCCGUACCGCUACAUUGUCUACAGUGUUGUUGGUUUCAGUUGUGUCAGUGUGGUGCCUCUCCUCUUCAGGAUCUUAAACCUCGCCUGAGUGUUUUGUGCAAACUGUCAUUUUUACUGCUGAAAGGAUGAAGGCAAACAGCACUUACAGAAAAAAUGCUGCUUUGAGAAAUAUAUGAAAAUGUCAUAGAGCGUCAUUGUGGCCUAAAAACAAAAAACUAACAAACCAAUGAGCCAGACUGUUGCACUGGGCAACAUAUUCAACCAUUCAUUUUUCUGACUGGAUCCCACAUCCCUCAAUUGAAAUACACCAAGUGUGUAUCAAUCCAUGGCUGAAAGUAGUCCCCAGCAAAAAACAGUAUUUAUUUCUGUUUCAGUAUUAACAUUGAAAACGAGAAUGAUUACAGCUUUUAAAAAGUUAUAAGUAUUUAUUUGUUUCCCUUUUUAAAAUAAAUUUUAGUCUUCAGGAUCCAAUGGUAUCUGGGCCAGAGCCUGAGAGUGGUCAGAAAGCUCUGAGAGAAUCAGUUAACUAUUGUAGUUUUUAUUUCUUUAGAACAUCACCAGCCUUAUCCUUAAAGAUCCACCUGUGGGCAACAACUUCAAGUGUUAACUGGAACUUUAUCUAUCAGAUGUACUGUAAUGAUGCUUGCAUUCAUUAUUGAGGAAUAUAUUGCACAUUUUCAUUGUUUGAUUAAAACACGGGAUCAUAUUUUAUUGGAGAAUUCCAUGCUCGAAAAAUAAAACCAAACAAUGAAUCGGUGAUGUGUGAAACGAGUUCACUUCAUUUCUUAUUUUUGCUUUGCGUCAAUCAAGUCCGCCUAGAAGCGUUGAAAUACAGGAAGUGUUUUAGCUCAUGGGUGUCAGGGUAGUUAGACGAUCUCUAUUUAAAUCUCAAAGAUGUUUUUCGUGGUCUUUGAAAAGGCUCGUUGUUUCAUUACAGUUCUUCGCAUUGUCACAGUAAAAACUAUCGUGUCAUGUUUUUUUGUACAUCUUUUUGCUUUUUUUGAAAAACAUUUGUAUUUUUUAGUCCAAAUGUCAGUCAAGUAAUGAGCAUUUGAAUGCAUAAAUUAAAAUGACCUGUAUUUUUGAUGAAGUAUUUUGCCAUUUAAAUGAACUUGACCUGAUCUAUUGCUCUAGAAAAAAAACACAAAUCUUUAUGAUUCAUACUUGAUUUCUAAGAAUUCCGGUGAGGAAAAGAUUCCUGCUGCCCUACAGUGUAUGAAACACUUGUAAAACUUUCUCAACUGUUUGUUAUUUGCUGUUGUAUUUUACCAUUAAUGCUUUACUCCUAUAUCCAUGUGAUAAUACUAAUGAAUAAGCAUUUAUACUCAUCAUCAUCCAGUACUCGUUGAUAUCAAUAGCUCAAUUUCAUCCAUUCUCUGAUCUUUUUCUGUCAUACAAGGACUAUAUGUUAUGGAAAAAUUUGCAAAGGAGAAUAAAAUAUUACAAAAUAAGAAAAAA